AAGUUGAAAAAAAGAACACCGUUUCUAACCACUACUAAACAAUUCCGAUUUGUUUGGAAUUAGAUUGAAAAACUGGUGAAAUUAUCGAAUAAACCCUUUUGCUUUGUGCUGCUCACAUACACCAUGAUGAUUCGUCGAUAUCAUACCUUGCUUGAUACAUACACCUUGCUUGAUGCGUCGGUUUGACAGUUCAUUUAUCACAUGCGUCACGUCAUAUACACCAGUAUUGUUUUGAAGUUGCACAUACACCGGUUUGCAAAUUCCCAUAAAACAUAAUAAAGUUUGUUCUAUUCGUCAGUUUCUACGUUCAACUACAACGAAUAUUGAAUGUUUCCAAUUUCAACUCGACUAACAGGAGCACCGGACGGAGCCUUACGUCGGAAUGAAGAAUUAUGCUUGAAUUUUGUUCUUCUUGUGGUGAUAAGUUAGUUAAAAUUUAAUCAUGGAUACAGAUAAACUUAAUCACGAGCUUCAAAUCUUUCGGAACCACGUGAAAAUCGCCCGGGAGAACAUCAUCCACAAGCUGAUCCGGGACAUCAAGUUCUGGAAGGCGAAACAUGAAAGCAACGCGGACAACAAGCGAGCCGCUCGGAAGCAGGAAUCGCUGGAAGCGUUGAUGGGCCACAUCAAGGCCCAGCCGGCCUCGGAACUAGCCAAGGCCGUCAUCCGAUUCAAUCCGAAAAAGUGCGGGGCUGGGCUUGAAGAGCGAGCUUUGAUGAGAUUCCACGAAAACAAAAAGUUGCUUCCGGAGGUGAAGGCACUGAUUCGGCGGUUCGGAUUGGGUAGUAAAAUGGAAGUGCUGGAUAAGUAUUUAAAGAGUCGAACGGAUGGGAAGAAGGGCAAGGCUGGGAAGAAAGGCAAGAAGGUUAAAAAACGGGAGAAGGUUCCGAAGGAAAGACAACCGGAGGAGCAGGAAUCGGAGGAUCAAGGAUUUUGCGAGGCUGCGGCGGAAGAUGAUGGAUCUGUGGGAAGCGUCUCGAAGUCGGAUUCGGAAGAUGUUGAUGAGGAGGAAGCCGGGAAGUUUGUAAAAUUGACGCCUGCCAAAGUAAAGAAGCCUGUUAAAGGAAUCGUAGAGAAGAAAUCAAAGAAGGUGGAGAAAAAGCCGAAAGAAAAGAAGGAUUUCAAACCACCCGAAGAGGAAGAUACCGAUGAUAAAUGUAUCCAGAUACAGGAUAGCUUUUUCGUGACAAGUUCAGGGCAGAAUUACGUAGCUACAGCACCGGUUGUCGACAAGAAACAGCAGCAGCAGGAGGAGGAAGAGGAAUUUAGCUGGAAGCGAGCUAAUAAGCGAAAGGAUAUUCUGGGAAAGAAAGAGGAACGACCCCAGAAACGACCAUUCGGAAAGGAUGUUGAUGAGCGUAAUGAUGAUGUUCAUCCGUCGUGGAAGGCCAAACAGCAGCAACAAGGCAUCAAACAAUUCCAAGGUCAGAGGAAAUCAUUUGGCGAAAAGGAGCUCGACGUUUCGGACCUUCACCCGUCCUGGGCGGCAAAGCAAAAGCAGCGCAGCUUGCAACCCUUCGCGGGGAAAAAGAUCAAAUUUGAAUCGACCGAAGCAGAAACUCCAUCCGUCGGUGGUGAAGAUCUGCACCCAUCCUGGGCGGCAAAGCAGAAACAGAAGGGCCUAAAACCGUUCCAGGGCAAGAAGAUUGUUUUCGACUCCAGUGAGCAAGCGGAGCCGUCGAAACCAGCGGACGAUGUCCAUCCUUCGUGGGCAGCCAAGCAGAAGCAGAAGGGAUUGAAACCGUUCGAAGGAAAGAAGAUCGUAUUCGAUACGAAUGAGGACAAACGUGAAACGGUGACUCCGGCGGCUGUGCCAUCCGAUUUGCACCCAUCAUGGGCAGCCAAACAAAAGGAGAAAGGCAUCCAGGAGUUCCGGGGGAAGAAGAUCACUUUCGACGACUAGACGGUAAGUGCGUUUCAUCUGUAAAAUAACUUUAUUUGCUAUGCCUAAUGUUAAACUUUGAAUGGAAUAAAUACGUUAUAAGAUAUCA
Molecule: messenger RNA, 1991 nt
Organism: Aedes aegypti (yellow fever mosquito)
Lineage: Eukaryota; Metazoa; Arthropoda; Insecta; Diptera; Culicidae
Gene: Rlb1
Product: nucleolin
Exons: 4
Coding region: 443-1903 (486 amino acids)
Biological process (GO): maturation of SSU-rRNA
Cellular component (GO): nucleus; 90S preribosome
Source: RefSeq, a predicted model, not a curated record